Messenger RNA from Saccoglossus kowalevskii, 1104 nucleotides. RefSeq lists its product as uncharacterized. The record is from RefSeq and is a predicted model, not a curated record. NCBI's taxonomy places the organism in Eukaryota, Metazoa, Hemichordata, Enteropneusta, Harrimaniidae.
AAUAAACAUAAAGUAACUGAGGGAACCAGCGAUGAUUCAUUACAUUUACCUAAACCUCCGUCUAAUAUUCCUGGAAAUGCGGAUCAAGAACGAGUGGAAUCCGAAGAUGGGGAGAAUAUCAAGCAGGAUUCUGAAUUAAAAGAAGAUGAAGAAGUGAAGAUGGAAACAGGUGUUGAAAAGGAGGAGGGGGAAAAUGAUGAAAAUAUAGAAGAGAGGGUUGGUGAAGAUGAUCCAGGAGGAUUAGAACAGGAACAGGAACAAAAGGAGAACAUAAAAACUGAGGUAGAUGAAGAUGAACAAUGUACGAAAAGUGACGAGGCGGCUGAGAUGAAAAGUCUGGAAAAUAAACAAUCUGAAAUACCAGAAUUUCCUGUUGAGGGGAUCAGUGAGGGACAAGAGCCGUCUGUACAUGGGGGUAGUGAGGAUCAAGGAUCACCUGUGGAGGGAGCUAAUGAGGGGGAAGAAUUUUCUGGAGGUGGACAAGGUGAAAUACCUGAAUUGCGUCAAGCGGAGGAUGAACUUGAACAUGCCGAACAUGAUAUUAAUGACGUUAAAAGUACACGGGAUGAUGAAACUAUCUUGGAGGCGUUGAAUGCAAGUCAGAUAUCAAGUGAUUUCCAGAGCUGGGAUCGGGUAAACGAACGUGGCGAGACGAAUAGUAUGAUACCUGAUCAACCAACAGCGCCCCCUAUUUCGAUGCCAGCAACGCUAACAGCAGUACAUCAAAAUACUACCGCAGUUGAGACAUCACCGAUAAAGACAUUCCCAGAAGUUGGUAACGAGACCAGCCGUGAUAUCCGUGAGCGACUCUAUCCAGAGAUUAGCAGCUUAGCAGAAGAUUUGGACAAAUUGAAGCCAUUUACAGCAGACGAGUUACGGUUGUAUUAUUACAAUCCACAGUUACAAACGUUAGAAGAUGAAGUUGACAGGUUUAUACAGGAUAGCUACCAAGAAAGACAUGAGUUUUAUGAGUUGAUAUUCCACUACUACAGAUCCAGACAUAAUUUAACAGCUAUUGAGAAAGAUAAUAAAACAUUACAAAUAGAAUAUAAACGACAACAAGAUAAUUUAUGGAUAAUUACAAACCAUGUGAUCACUGCUCAG